Molecule: messenger RNA, 1491 nt
Organism: Cicer arietinum (chickpea)
Lineage: Eukaryota; Viridiplantae; Streptophyta; Magnoliopsida; Fabales; Fabaceae
Product: caffeoylshikimate esterase
Source: RefSeq, a predicted model, not a curated record
AAUAGAGCAGAGGGUAGAAAUAUACAUGAAGUAUCAUUUUCACUAUCAUAAAAAAAAAAAAAUGGAAGAAGAACAAGAAAAUCUUGUGAAAUCAAAUUCUUAUCCCUACUAUUGGGGCUACACAGCAGAAGACGAAUACUACGAACAAGAAAGAAUAAAAUCAACAAAAUCAUACUUCACAACACCAUCAGGCUUAACCCUCUUCACUAGAUCAUGGCUACCAAACCUCACUACCCCACCACGCGCUCUCAUUUUCAUGGUUCAUGGCUACGGCAACGACAUCUCAUGGACCUUCCAAUCAACCCCAAUCUUCUUUGCUCAAAUGGGUUUCGCUUGUUUCUCUCUUGACCUACAAGGUCAUGGUCGUUCCCAAGGUCUCAAAGCUUUUGUUCCAAACGUUGACCUUGUUGUUCAGGAUUGUAUUUCUUUCUUCAAUUCUGUUCAAAAAGAUCCCAACUUUAUUGGUUUGCCUUGUUUUCUUUAUGGUGAAUCAAUGGGUGGUGCUAUUUGUCUUCUUAUUCAUUUUUCUUAUCCUAAAGGGUUUCAAGGUGCUAUCUUGGUAGCACCCAUGUGUAAAAUUUCUGAUAAGGUUAGACCCAAAUGGCCAAUUCCUCAGAUUCUCACUUUUCUUGCUAAAUUCUUUCCUACUUUGCCGAUUGUUCCUACACCUGAUCUUCUUUAUAAGUCUGUGAAGGUUGAUCAUAAGAAGGUUAUUGCUGCAAUGAAUCCUUUGAGGUAUAGAGGGAAACCUAGGUUGGGGACUGUUGUGGAGCUUUUGAGGGUUACUGAUAUUUUGAGUAGGAAGCUUUGUGAUGUUGAAAUUCCUUUUAUUGUGUUACAUGGUAGUGCUGAUGUUGUUACUGAUCCUGAGGUUAGUAGGGAAUUGUAUGAAGAAGCUAGGAGUCAAGAUAAGACUAUUAAGGUGUUUGAUGGGAUGAUGCAUUCUUUGCUUUUUGGGGAAACUGAUGAGAAUGUUGAAAUUGUUAGGAAUCAUAUUUUGGAGUGGUUGAAUGCUAGAUGCAACUGAAGAAUAAUUGCUUGGACUGUGGUUGUAGAUUAACAUGGUUUGUGAUGCUCAAGUGGAAGACUUGAAAAGUUGUUAUUUGCAAAUAGUUGGAGUUUUCAAUUGUCUUGUUAUUGGUUUUUGAUUGAUGUAUUUCAUGAAAUUCCUCAAUAAGGAUGAAUUAAAUUAAUGGGGUAUAGUAUACAUAGUUCUUUUUUAUCAAAGAUAUUAUUCUUGGAAAGACAUGAGGUGUUUGUUUUGUAUCAAAUUUGUGUGAAUAUUUAAUUUAAUUUUAUGGCUUGGGACAAAAAGGGCAUGUUCUGUGUUUUGUGUGAGUGGUUUGUGUUUUGACAAUGUGGGAAGAGAAUAUGUUCUGUGGUUGCUGAUUUAGCAGAAUCAGAUAUUGCUCUCAGUGUUUCUGAUUUGAGACAAAAAGAUGAUGCAGUUUGAGCUUUUGAGUGAAAUGCUCACAUCUUGAAAUUUUAUUA